GGAAUAACACCACUUGCGGUGCGAUUCGAGUCACGAAACAUGUGUGUUUUGAAGCUCAGACAAAUGUCAAAUCGUGCAUAUAUUCAACAACGGCAUUAAAACAAAAUCGAUAACACGAGGCAAACGUUUGAACAGUAUUUGUUUUCACAUAUAUUUUUUGUCAUUUAUAAAUAAAAAGGAAUAACAACAUCAAUUUCCUGAUUUACGACUAGUUGGGCACAGACUAAAGAUGAAGAAUGUUCAAGUGAUUCCGGUUGUGGUCGGCAUAACAUUGUGUACGGCUAGCGCAGCAUUGUUUUACAAAUGGUACAAAAUACGAAAUUCCAAGAAGGGAGACGUAGUGGACGGUGCAUCGCGACCAAAAUGGAAUUCGAAACAAAAGGCCAAAGAGAUUAAACUCGAUAUUUCCGUACCGAACGAAACAUUACAAUUGGUAAUGGGUCGAUCUGGUGCCAAUGUGAAAGCAAUCGAAGAACGAACUGGUGCAAAGAUAACAUUCCGUGAAAAAGACAACGGAAAUCUCUGUGAAAUUGUCGGUCAAUACGAGAAUGUCAUGAAGGCGGCUAAAUCGAUUGAAGAUGAAAUAAGACGCUCCGAAAAUAUCACCGAAGAAAUGAUCAUUCCGCGAUCGGAAAAGAUUGGCAUGAAAAAUUUGCAAGCGAUUUGUCGUGAAACGGUGACGUCGGUUAGCAUUGAAGGCGGUUUUGAGGAUAAAUCCAUGCGCAAACUCAAAAUCAUUGGAUCUUUUGCAAAUGUGCAGAAAGCCAAACGUAAGAUCGAAGAGCUUGUGCGUCAAGAUUUAAAAGAUCGCGAAAAUGAGGCAAAACGUGAGCCAAGAUACAACCAAAAAAAUUCACCAACUAACUCAUCCAUGGAAAGCCUCUCCAAGCAAUCAUCAUCACCACAGCCAAUGCCACCUUUGGGCUUGCUGUCAAACAUUGAUAAUUUUAGCCGAAUGCCGACACUCGGCGGCCAAAUGGAAGUGUAUGUGUCGGCGGUUGCAUCGCCCGCACGUUUUUGGGUACAAAUUAUCGGCCCACAAAUUAAUAAAUUGGAUGAAUUAAUUAAAGAAAUGACAGAUUAUUAUAGUGACACAAAAAACCAAGAAAAACAUCUGAUUAAAGAUCCAUAUUUGGGACAAAUUGUUGCUGCCAUGUUUCAGUAUGACAACAAAUGGUAUAGGGCUGAGAUAACUGCAAUCGUUCCAAACGAAUUUGAUCCACGACGGGUGGCAUUGGAUUUAUAUUUCUUAGAUUUUGGUGACAGUAUUUAUGUUGAUCCACAUGAUGUUUUUGAAUUGAGAACCGACUUUUUGACAUUACGAUACCAAGCAAUAGAAUGUUUUUUGGCAAAUGUUCAACCCGUGCAUCCCGUUGAAAAGGUUCAAUGGAAUCACAGUGCAAUCAACAAAUUCGAAGAACUAACACAUGUGGCCAAAUGGAAAAAAUUAAUUGCCAAAACUGUAAAAACACGCGAACGUUUCAGAGGAUACGAAACAAGUCCACGGGAAAGUUCAACGAUCCCUGGCAUUGAACUUUACGACAAUGUCGAUGAUCAUGAAGUGAGUUUGUCAUCGAUUUUAAUACUUGAAAAUUAUGCACUGCCGGUAAAUCAAGACGAGACACCAACGCCAUUGUCGCGGUAUUCAUCGUCGGAGAGUGUACUAAGGUUGGAUGGUGGAUCAAAUCCUUUGGGAUCUGUGGCGGAGAAAGCGAUGAUGUUUGAAUUGACAGCAAACUUGCAAAAUAAUCGAAACAGAAGUCCAAAAUUUAAAUCAAAUGGCACAAAUGACGGCCAAAAGUCGCCAAAAUUCUCAUCGAGUCCGCGAAUGAAUCAAUUGAUAUUGGAGCAUGCAACAAGUAACAAAGACCUACCAUAUAGCGAUGAGAAAAGCAGCAAUUUUCAAGAUUUAAUUACGCAACAGCUACUGGCAAACAAAAGUUGGGGUGAAAUUAUGGACGCUGAGUCAUAAAUAAAACACAAAUAUACACUCAUUCACACCGUAUACUUUGCUUACAGUAGAAACAAUUGUUUCAAUUUUGUGAUUUGGUUAAGAAAUAUUCAGAAUCGUGGCGAAAAAAACUCAAUUUCAAAAAUCGAAAUACAAGUUAAAUUCGCGUUUAGAUUUUUUCAUAGGUAGAUUAGAUUAUGGUAGAUAUGAAUAUCUACCAUAAGACAAAAAUUGAUUGCCAAAUGUGACUGGAAACUGUUAUAUUUUAGUGAUUUGUUUUUGAUGUUAAGAUCGGAUUGUACUUAAUUUUUCUCCAGUUGCACAGAUUGCAUUUUUAUUGUACAGACACGUACCUAUUCGACUGCUGGAAGUGUUCAGUGAACGCCAGUAAGCGGUUCUUAAUAUUUUGUGCAAUACAAAUUAGGAUCGUUUUCAUAGAAAACUAUGUAAUAUCUCUGCCCGACAUCACACAUGCAAACUGCUUUUGCUCCACCUCAUAACGUUACAUUUAUUAUUUAGAUAUAAGACAAAGUACACAAGUAUUUAUGCGUUUGGCAAAAUGUUGUAGAGUUGAGAAGUCAAAAUGUGCUUUAAUUUAAGUGAUACAGAUUCAAAUAUAAUUUGAAUAUUAUUGCCUUUGAAUUCAAAGAUUUUAUUUAUAUGAAGAAAACAUUGGCUAAAUAUGAAUUGGCUUGCAGAAAAUGCUGUUGAUUCAGCGAAUACACAGAGUAUCAACAAAUUCUUGUAAUCGAAUAUAUUGAAUAGUUCGCACAAUCGAAAGUAUAACACACACACACAUUGAUCGAUCAAUGAUAUAGUCAGCAUUAGUCAAAAUCGCUGAAUCAAACUGAAUUUUUAUAAAAUACGAAUUAUCAUAUGUUGUUGAUAAGCCUUGUAAAUAUUAUUUUAGUUCCUAAAUGAAUACCAAUAAAUGAAAAAGUAUACAUUUUUUGAACGCAAAA
This is a messenger RNA of Contarinia nasturtii (swede midge), 2913 nucleotides long. Its product is annotated as tudor and KH domain-containing protein homolog. Lineage: Eukaryota; Metazoa; Arthropoda; Insecta; Diptera; Cecidomyiidae. Gene Ontology annotation, biological process: spermatogenesis. The transcript has 8 exons. The coding region runs from base 230 to 1972 and encodes 580 amino acids. Gene Ontology annotation, molecular function: RNA binding. The record is from RefSeq and is a predicted model, not a curated record.